Molecule: messenger RNA, 396 nt
Organism: Bacillus rossius redtenbacheri
Lineage: Eukaryota; Metazoa; Arthropoda; Insecta; Phasmatodea; Bacillidae
Exons: 2
Coding region: 1-396 (131 amino acids)
Source: RefSeq, a predicted model, not a curated record
AUGAAGAUCAAGCGCAAGGAAGAUCCAGCCAGCAUGGGUAGGCUGGGUAACGAUGGGACUGCACUUCUGCGGGUGCCUGUCCGCCUGAAUGGGCGACCCAUCCACACCCUGGUGGACAUGGUGGCGACUCACUCACCUGGUGGUGGAGGGGAGCUGUCAGCCAGAGCAGGAGGAAGUCCUGCUAGCAACAGAGGGAGCCAGCACGCCCAUGUCUGGGUGCACACAGACCGCCCAAAGACAGCCUUCACCGCCCCCGACGGCCGCAGGUUACAGUUCUGCGUCAUGCUGUUCGGGCUGAUGAAUGCCCCCGCGAUGUUCCAGGCCAUGAUGUUCCGCGUCCUGGACGGGUUCGACGGCAAGUUUGUCACGGCCUACCUGGACGACGUGAUCAUCUAG